UAAAUAAAUAUACCAACAUAGACAGAGUCCCUCUCAUUGCUCCAUUGAUCGUAUCGAAAAAGUCCUCCGUACCCCUCCGCCAUCGCCGGAAGAGGUGUCGACAGUUCACCCCAUCUCGCAAUCUCCGGUCGGAGCUCCCAAAGUUUACUCCUUUAACAUUCUCCUUCCAUUCCACUAACUUACGCAUUAACCUGCGCCUCAAUAAUGGCGGAAACUUCUCCUUCUCUCCUUCAAACCGACGAAACAUCCCGUCAAAACGACGCCGGAGCAGCCUUCGUCCUCCAAUCCAAAGGGCAGUGGUGGCACGCCGGGUUUCAUCUUACGACGGCGAUAGUUGGACCGACGAUCCUGACGUUGCCGUACGCUUUCAGAGGGUUAGGGUGGGGGCUUGGGUUCUUCUGCUUGACGGUCAUGGGGAUGGUCACUUUUUACGCUUACUAUCUCAUGUCUAAGGUCCUUGACCACUGUGAGAAAGCCGGUCGCCGCCACAUACGAUUCCGGGAACUCGCCGCCGAUGUUCUCGGUUCAGGAUGGAUGUUUUACUUUGUAAUAUUCAUUCAAACAGCCAUAAAUACAGGGGUUGGAAUAGGAGCAAUUUUGCUUGCUGGGCAAUGCAUCCAGAUCAUGUAUGACGAGCUUUCCCCCAAUGGGUCCCUGAAAUUGUACCACUUCAUAGCAAUGGUGACUGUGGUUAUGAUAUUCUUGUCUCAGCUUCCUACCUUCCAUUCCCUCAGACACAUCAACUUGGGUUCACUACUUCUCAGCUUAGGAUACUCGUUCCUUGUGGUUGGUGCUUGUAUAAAUGCAGGUACUUCAGGAAAAGGCCCACCAAAGGACUAUUCCUUAGAAUCUUCCAAGUCAGCAAGAGUUUUCAGUGCCUUCAGUUCCAUCUCCAUACUAGCUGCCAUAUUUGGGAACGGAAUAUUACCCGAAAUACAAGCUACUCUGGCUCCACCUGCUACUGGAAAGAUGGUGAAAGGGCUCGUGAUGUGUUACUCGGUGAUUUUCUUUACCUUCUACUCGGUCGCGGUGUCUGGUUACUGGCUUUUUGGAAAUAAAUCUAACUCGAACAUUUUGGAGAGCCUGAUGCCAGAUGAGGGACCUUCUCUUGCUCCAACUUGGGUUCUUGGACUCUCUGUUGUCUUUGUUCUCCUUCAGCUUUUUGCAAUUGGCUUGGUUUAUUCACAAGUUGCUUAUGAGAUCAUGGAAAAGAAAUCAUCUGACACCAAGCAAGGGAUUUUUUCGAAACGAAACCUCAUUCCUCGGAUAUUUCUUCGAACAAUUUAUAUGAUACUCUGCGGUUUUUUCGCAGCCAUGCUACCCUUUUUCGGAGACCUUAAUAGUGUGGUUGGAGCUAUUGGGUUCAUCCCUUUGGAUUUCGUCCUCCCAAUGCUUCUCUACAACAAAACCUACAAGCCUCCGAGAUUAUCCGUUACCUAUUUGAUCAACAUUUCCAUCAUCGUUGUCUUCACCGGCACAGGAAUAAUGGGCACCUUUUCUUCCACUCGGAAAUUAGUUAUGGAUGCCAAGAAGUUCAAGCUCUUCAGCAGUGAAGUUGUUAACUAGGCUUGUAUUGUAUAUUCACCUUGUAACAUAAGCUCUCAAAUGAUAUUAAAAGGCCUUAUAUCUGAAAGAAAUUUCUUAUCUUUUGCCCUUUAAAGCAUCUGAAUGUUCCUGUUACAGUUACAGUUACAGUUACAGGUAUCAUAUUCAUCAGUCUCUGUUUGCAUGGCUAAGGAAGUGUGAAUCUCUUGAUUGUAAGUUUUACUGCAAAUGGCUAUUCAUAAGAGUAAUGUAAGUUUGAAAUUUUUUGUGAGAUCAGCUUUAUGAGUAGUUGGCUGAGGAGUCAGGAGAAUCUGAUGAAGAACCUGAGAUCAUCCAUCUUAUUUAUUUGAACCACCUUAUAUGUACUAAUCAAUCAUAAGAUCAAGAUGAUCAAUCAUGAUGAUGAUGAUGAUGAUAUAUUGGAUAUUAUUAUGAUCAA
Molecule: messenger RNA, 1984 nt
Organism: Humulus lupulus (European hop)
Lineage: Eukaryota; Viridiplantae; Streptophyta; Magnoliopsida; Rosales; Cannabaceae
Product: probable GABA transporter 2
Exons: 7
Coding region: 205-1566 (453 amino acids)
Cellular component (GO): plasma membrane
Source: RefSeq, a predicted model, not a curated record